CCCGAUGCGCUGGGUCGAAGAAUCUUGUGUGGCACGGAGUAUGCGACUGUGCGCUACGUUGGCAGUGUUUCUUCUACAGCAGGAAUUUGGCUUGGUGUGGAAUGGGAUGAUCCUCAGAGAGGAAAGCAUGAUGGUAGCUAUGAAGGAACACAGUAUUUUAAGUGCAGGCAUCCUAGAGGAGGAUCGUUUAUCCGGCCAAACAAGGCAAAUUUUGGAGUAGAUUUUCUUAGUGCAGUAAAGGAUCGGUAUGCACUGAAUGAUGAGCGAGAUGUUCAACACGGGACAGAGAAUACACUUGUAUUUGGAAAGAAGACUGUGGAAUUCAUUGGCAUGGAUUCUAUUGCAGAACAACAAAGCCAGCUGAACCAACUGGUCGAUAUCUCGGUGCGGGAGUGCGCCGUGAGCCACGCUGGUCAGGAGGAGGAAAUCCUCAGAGCCUGUCCUAAUAUCAGGCAUAUAAAUCUGUCAAAAAAUCUUAUAUCAUCUUGGGAGACAGUAACAGCAAUCGCUUCUCAAGUUCAAAAUCUGGAAACACUUAAUAUCAGUGAAAACAAAAUGAAAUUCCCACCUACAUCAACUUCUGUAUCCAGUGUAUUUUCAAAAUUGAGGAUUCUGGCACUUAAUCAGACACAGAUAACAUGGACAGAGGUUCUUCUUUGUGCUCCAGGAUGGCCAGCUCUUGAAGAAUUGUACCUUACUUCUAAUAAUAUUACAGCUUUGGAAAGGCCUGAUAAUGUCCUGCAGACCCUGAAGCUGUUAGACCUUUCAGACAACCAGUUAGUGGAUGGAAAUCAGCUGCAUCAAAUAGCACAUCUUCCCAGAUUAGAACACCUAAUACUGAGAAACACUGGAAUAUCUUCUAUACACUUUCCUGAUGCUGGAUUUGGGUGCAAGACUAAAAUGUUUCCUUCACUAAAGCACCUUGUAAUAAGAGACAAUAAAAUAUCAGAGUGGUCGUCUAUCAAUGAGCUUGAUAAACUGCCAAGUUUAGUGUCACUGCAGUGUCACAAUAACCCUUUGAUGGAUACAGAGAAGAACCCAGAGACCCUGAGACAGCUAAUUAUUGCCAAGAUAAGUCAAUUGGAGGUUUUGAACAAGUCUGAGAUCCCUCCCGCUGAACGAAAAGGAGCGGAGCUUGAUUAUCGCAAAAUAUUUGGAAAUGACUGGUUAGCAGCUGGUGGGAAUUGGGACCCAGAGAAGAACAAACCAAGUGAAGGAUUUCUUGCUGCCCAUCCCAGAUACCCGUCACUUUGCCUCAAGUAUGGUGCCCCUGAAGAAGGAGAACUGAAGGGACAACAGCCUUUGACACUGAAAAACCAGCUUCUGACUUUGACAAUUAAAUGUCCUGAGAAACCUGAACAGAAGCCAGUAGAGAAAAAGCUACCAGAGUCUAUGACUAUUCAGAGGGUCAAAGGACUGCUGUAUCGCCUACUUAAAAUUCCUGGUUCAGAACUGAAACUGUCCUAUGAAAGUUCUAAACUGGAAGGAAAAGAAGUUGAACUGGACAAUGACUUAAAGCCUCUGCAGUUCUACUCGAUAGAAAAUGGAGACUGCGUGUUGGUGCGGUGGUGA
This is a messenger RNA of Merops nubicus (carmine bee-eater), 1572 nucleotides long. RefSeq names its product tubulin folding cofactor E (gene TBCE). Gene Ontology annotation, molecular function: protein binding. The record is from RefSeq and is a predicted model, not a curated record. NCBI's taxonomy places the organism in Eukaryota, Metazoa, Chordata, Aves, Coraciiformes, Meropidae. Gene Ontology annotation, cellular component: cytoplasm. The transcript has 16 exons. The annotation marks the transcript as partial.